AAACCUCGACCACGGGUCGGUUCCCUCCACCCUGCCCUCCUGGACCCGAACCGACCCACGUGGCUCUCCAAGGUCUAAAGUCCCGACUCCCGAGAAGCGAACUCCGCCUCCUCUUGUCCCGCCGCCGACCGUCUCGCGGAGCGGCUCCGCCCGUCGUCGCCCGCCACCUAGAGUCGUGGUGGGAUGGCAAAGGUGUCUGCGCUCUGUCCUUCGCCAGGCUGCCACCAUAGUGGAGCAAAAUCGUGGACCAUGUUCGGUUCCAUAUAGCACCUGUACAAAGCCUUUUCCAUUACUGGGCCAAUGUAAACAUCUGUGGAGCAUAUCUGAUCUUUCUACCAGAAGAACCAUGCCUUUCUAUCAGUAUCUGCAACACUCGGGAAUAUUCAGUUCAAAGAACUUGUUGGCAGAAGAAGAUGCGAGCAUGGUGCCAAUUUCCUCCCCUCUGACUCCAAUCAUGGGAGAUGGUGGGAAAACAGAGAAAAAGAGUGCAGUCUCUAAACCCUUGAGGGUUCAAGCUGUUAAGAAGGAUAUCAGACAGAGUCCCAAGAAGGUCAAUCUGGUGGCCAAACUGGUUUUGGGAAUGCAAGUUGAAGAUGCACUUUUGCAGCUGCAAGUAACUGUAAAAAGAGCUGCAAAGACAGUCUAUCAGGUGCUCAACUCAGCCCGUGCCAAUGCAGCGCAUAACCAUGGGUUGGACCCUGAACGUCUCCUUGUUGAUGAAGCCUUUGUUGGAAAAGGGGUUUAUCUGAAGAGGCUGUCAUACCAUGCCAAGGGGAGGAGUGGGAUCAUGGUAAAGACCCAAAUGCCGGCUAACAGUGGUGGUGAGGGAGAUCACUCCUGAAGAGGAGGCAAAGAUCGCUAAGCUGAGGGUCAGCAACUUCAAGAAGUUGACGAGGCGGGAGAGGCAGCUUGUUCCUCAUCGGCUUAUCGAGACCACGCCAAGGUGGGGCCGGAAAGGGAAGGAGGCCAUGACAGCUUGAGCAACCCAUGGUGUUGACUUCUUUUAGUUUGCUUGUGAAAAGCAGCAGGCAUUACCUGUUUGGGUGGGACCACUGGAAGUUUUGAAAGGUUAACAGCAAACCUUUGUACAAGCAACUUGAAUUCAGUGAAAAAUUUGGGGUGCUUAUCAUACCAAAUUUUCUGCAUUACCAGUUCUUUAAGUCAGAAUAGAUUGAAGUCGAACUAUAUGACAUUUUGGCUUCAAUAUCUUUAUAGUGGAUGCCAUGAAUUUAUUGUUUCCACUGUAACUAUAUGUCUCAUCAUGUGUUGGAGACAAUGUUGUUGCACUGUUCUCUUAAUGCCAUUAACUCACUUGAUAA
This is a messenger RNA of Phoenix dactylifera (date palm), 1319 nucleotides long. The record is from RefSeq and is a predicted model, not a curated record. NCBI's taxonomy places the organism in Eukaryota, Viridiplantae, Streptophyta, Magnoliopsida, Arecales, Arecaceae.